UUUUAUAUUUAUUUUUAGUUACCUCGUGCGUUUAUAUUAAUUAAAAUAAAAAUAAUUUUUUAAUGAAUGUUGCUGAGUAUCCAGUUUAUGACACAGCAAAGACAUUUUUAUAAUCAAAAAUUUGAGUUUUGCUUUUUUAAACUGACAUUUAAUGAAAUUUAAAAGUAAAAGAAUAAUAUUCAUGAUUAUUUUUAAUGGAUUUAAUUGAUACUGCAAUCGAAGAACUUGCUUUAGAAGGAUUAGAAGGAUCAUGCUUAUCGAACUUAUGGAAACUCUUAGAAGAACGUCAGCCUCCAAUCAAUAAUCCUUUAGAUCAGUGGACGAAACCAUACAUUUGGAAGAAACUUGUUGAAUGUGAACAUGUCCAGUUUUAUUAUUUAGACUAUAAUGGAAAAAAACAAGAUCCACCUCUUGCAAAAAAAAAGGCUCUGCGUUUAAGUCUUACUUCUGAAUUUUGGAUAGUUACUGAUGAUCAUAUAGGCUAUUCUCAGACAUUCAGCUAUCGUGUAGAUGUAAAGCCUGAUAUAGUAAAAGAUGCUAUGUCCUUAGAAGAUGCUGAAAAUAGAUGGGGAGGUGAUUUGAUUAUGGUUAUUUGUCAACAACUACGACAAAGGAUUCUCUUUGGAAAAAGUAAUUCGCCUGUCAAUGAUGAUAUUACUCCUAUUCGCUAUAUCAUGCUUGAGUUGAUAGGAAAGACUCGGUGGAAAGGAUUUCAUCAGUCAGACUUUCGUAGUAUUUAUGGGCUAGAUCCAAGAUCAAGUUUUCAUCAUGUAAAAAUUCUUAAUCAUCACCAUAUGAUUACAAAACAGACUGUAAAUGUGGUAAAAUCCCUUCAAAACAUCACACUUAAUUGUCACGUCAACCAAGUAAUACCAAAUGUUAUGUCAACUAAAAUUAUUCACCUUUCGUGGUUUUCGAAUAUAAGCACUAAAAAAAUGCAUAAAUCAGCUUUUAAAGUGUGUCAGAUCUUAGCUGCAGCCCCUGACCAGAUAAUGGAACGAGCUCAUCUUAGAAAUCUCUGUCGGGAUAUUCAUGCUUUCAAAAAAGUGCGUCAAUGGCUAUUUCAUCAAGGUUACAUCAAUUAUAUUGUUAAUGGUAAAGUUUGGAAAGCUCAAAAUUUGCACCAAGAUGAGUCAGCUCACUUUCGUGCAAGUAAACCGUGCUAUGUAAAUCUUGUUAAUCAUUUUGAAUAUGGAGAUGUUGACGAUGAUAAAGAUGAUGACUUUCUUGAUUACAUUGACAAUUGUGACGACAUUGAUCCACAGUUAGUUUAUGAAGAAACGCUUCAUCAUCAAGCUUUUCAAAUUAUUGGUGCAUGCAAGGAUAAAGGUAUCUCAGUUAAGAAGCUAGCAGAGAUUAUGUGUAUACCACACCAUAUGACUCGCUCUAUCAUACGUUAUUUUGAUUCAAAUAAAGUUGGGCGUAUGAUAAAUGAAGAAGUAAAAAAAAUGAAAGUUCAAAGGAUUGUGGACAUUAGAUAUCUACACAUGAGUGAAACAGUGCAGAAAUUAAAAAGUAACAUAACUAUGUUUGACCAACAUAUGUCCCAAGAUUCUAACAACAAAUCAUUGGUUGAUGAUCAAAACUUAACACCUUUUUCAGUGAAGCAACAUAAUUUAGAGUUAGCAGAUAACAUAAAUCUUGUAAGGGUCUCUGAAAGAAGUAAAGUAUCUCUUAGACAUCUAUCUAGACAAAAUUUUAUUUUGGAAGCAUUGAAGAAAAAGCCUGUAAUAGUAUCAUUCACUGAUUUAUAUAGGGGUCUGCUUGAAAUUGAAAAUAAUGAACAAGGUUUGUGUUGUCGAAAGACAUUGCGAAAAAUUGUUAAAAAAUUGGCAGAAGAUGGUAAAAUAAGAAUCAUAAAUUUAGAAGUUGAUAAAACUGCAACACCUCCUACAUCUGUUUUACUCUAUUGUGCACAUAAUAUUACAGAAGAAUCUAAAGAGUUUAUUGAUGCUUCCGAAACAUUAUAUAAAAGAGUAGAAGACCGAGCUAAGCGAAUGAAAACCAAAGAAAAGAAAUCUCCUGAGCAUGAUGAAACUGACAUAAUGACUGACACUGAUGAUGAAUGUAAUGGCUUAAAAGACACUAAGUUACUACGUUCAAGUUGUUAUGGCCGUUUCAGGAAGCUCCAAGUUAUUCACUAUUAUUUGUGGAAGACAGUUUAUGGAGUAGAAGAAGAUCCAGACCAUCACCACUCUAUCAGCAAUGAAGAUACUGAUUUAAUACAAUGUCGGUAUGCUUGGUUCAAAGAAGUUGGGCAAUUAUCCAAAAAUCCUCAGGGAGAUGGUUGGUUUAAUAUUGGGGAGGUUAUUUCAAAAUUGCCUCUGCACCACAUGGUGAAUGUUAUUGGAAUUAGAUACAAGAGUGAAACUUUAGACAAAUUUAUGAAAGAUCCUAAACGCCGAUUUAUGCCUGUCAGUAAAUUGCCACCACGCCUCAAACACAAAUUAGUUGAUCAAAGUCGUCAUGUAGAUAUUUUAUCAGAUAUUUUAGUUUUUUUAUCACAAAUGGGACUGAUUGCUGUACAUCCUACUCUUUAUCCAGUGACGAGAACAGAGUUGAUGUUGUUUUUGAGAAGAGAAGCAAAAAUUCUGGAUACACGCUGCUCAGAAAAGAAUUACUGUCACACUAUACUUCCAGAAGGCAUAGAGUCAUUUCCAGAGACUGUUUACAAGUUUAAUUGCUUUGCUGAUGUAGAAAAAUACUGGACAGAUCUUCAUUUUAUUUGUUUGAAUACUCCUUUAGGAGUUACAAGGCAAUUGAGAAAAAAGUUUGUGAGCGAAAAAAAUACAAUAGAAGAAGGAGAUGAACAUAAAAAGAAAGGGCAACAUCGAAUUUAUCGUUCAUACACUGUAUUGCGAGAUUUUCAAGAACAUUAUGUCAACAAGGAUUUUAGCAACAUGGAGCCUGUUCUUUUUGGUAAUUCAUUAGGAGCUGGGGGUUUGGACUCAAUUUUUUUUGGUCAUUUGCCAAAAAAUUGGGCUCAUGGUAAAGUUCAAACAAAGACAAGAAGAUUUACAGAUGACCACCGUUUUAAAUAUGACAGCAAAAAAGAGUCUUUGGCUCCACUGCAGUCAAAAAAGAUUUUUGUGUCCAACAGUAUCAUUAAACUUAAAAAAGGGGGCAAGGGACUUAAACGAAAACUAUCUGUUGCUGCUCCUCAACUUUCAAAGAAAGAGAAAAUUGAAAGACAAUUGCAGUAUGAUCUUUUAAUGUCAAAACGCUACGAAAAGAUGAAAGAAAUUAUACGUGCAAGAGAAGUUACAAAAAAGGCAUUGCGCAGACAAAGAAUAGGAAAGCGUAUUUUAGAAGCAAGAAGCCAUGAUGAUGUUGAUCGUGCUGCUCUAAAACAGAUGACAGGAAAGCGGGUCACUUUUACUGAGAGAGAGGAUGCACAUAUCCUUAUGACUGAAAUUAUAAAAGACCUUAUGAGGCUACAAGAUAAAGAUCGCCCACUGUAUAAAGAACAUAUAAAAAUUAUGUGGAGAGCAUUUCGUGACAUAAUACACAAAAAUGUACCGGAGUCUCGAGAUAAAACAUGGAAUUCUUUGAACAGACGAGCACGAUACAUGAAAAAGUAUUACAAAAAUAUGUUAAUUGUAUACAAAACAUGUAAAGGAGAGCUAGAACAAAAUAAAGAAUUUAUGGCAAACCUGGAAUGUACUUCUGCUAACUGGAAAGAAAAAAUGGAAGAUGCAUUUAUUACUUUGAGAAAAACAUACAGCCAGCAUUUUAACCCUCAGUUAGAUACUAAUCAAUUUCCAAGCACAAUGAAAGAAUUGCAGGAGAACUAUAAGUUGGUGUAUGCUCAUAAAUUUAAUGAUGAUCAAGAGGAAAAUAGUAUUCUUUCAAACAAGUGUAAAAGAAAUGAAAGAUCGGUGCGUGUUGUUAUGCUACGAGAUCUUAUUCAUAAUGCACUUACUGCACACAAAUCUUCACAUUAUGUUCCAACAGAUUCAUUUUUGAUGUUUAACGCCUACCCUGUCUUAGAGUUAAAAGAAGCUGUUGACUUUUAUAAAAAUAACAGACUUGUGACGAAAAUACGAAUUCCUAACAUGCAAAAGAUCCAAACAUUACCAAUAUGUUCUACAAAGUUUUCAUUUUCUAAUAUAUACGAGCGUGUUUUAAGUUCUGUUAUUCCUAUGAAAGUUUUUUCUUUGGCUCGUGCUUUUUAUGUUCAAAUCAGAGAAGGAAAAGAACAUUCUAAACAAAUAAAAGAGCAAGAUAUCAUUGAUAUGCCUGAUGUGAAUUUUAGUGGAACUUUGAGGCUGAAUUUUGAUUCAAUUCUAGGUGGGCAUUCGGCUUUCUUAAUCAGUGCAAUAAUCUCUAAAAAGGUCAACAUGGACUAUGCUCUCCCAGAUGAAAUGCUGACAUGUGAUGAAUCACAUUUAAAAGAUUUAAAUGAGAGAGACUGCAAUUUUCAAAAAAUUACAUUAGAGCAGCGUACAAAGAGAGGGUGGAAAGCAUACAUGGAUAGUUUUCAAAAGCGAUAUCAAACAGAUUUUUCAAACAUUGAAAACCAUUCAGAAGAUAGUCUUGAAAAAGAUUAUAAUAAAAAGGGCAGUUUUGAAAAAUCACUGUGUCUUGAUUAUCCUCCUAAUUUUGAUUUAAGUAAAGAAAAUGAAAAUGCCAUGAUCAAAACAUUUAAUGAACCGAAACUUGAAAGAAAGCAAGUCUCAUCUUCAGACAGAGAUUCCAAGAGAUCUUCAGAUUGUGAGCAGGUUUUAUUUCCAUCUGAAAAUGUUACAUCUAGAAUACCCGUUAUAUGUGAGAAUCUCUCAUCUGAAAAAUGUUUCACUGCUGAGAAACCUGAAAACAAUUUAAUUAAAGCAGAAGACACAUUUAAUAAAAAAGAAGAUGCUGCUAUAAUAAAAAAGCCCAAAACAAUCAUGCGUACAGUUAAAUCUGGCGUUAUGUCAGAAAACGAAAAUCACAAUAACAAAAAAGUAAAGUUUAGUAAAGUAGAAGAGAAACAAUUAAAAUACUAUGGAUACGUUGUAUCAAAAUUAAUUUCUUGUGACAAAAGUUUGAACUGUUCUUUUUUUUCAAAACGUUGUAAGUCCUGUAACAAAAGCUUAGUGAAACAGUUUGUGUAUACAGCUGAUAUACCAUUGCGAAAUUCAAGUAAGAAAAAAAUGGUUUCUUUAAAUCAACUGAAAGAUACUAAACUUUGUGCUUCACAAACAAGUCUAACUUUUCAUCGAGAUUUAUCUGAUGAACAACCUAUACCAACCAAUACUAUGAACACUCAUGAUUUGAUGGUUAUUAAACCACUCCAGAUAACUUUAUGUUUGAAGAGUUCUCCAUAUUGUAAAUUGAAAUUUAAAGCCCCAAUCAAAACUGAGCAAAAACUUGUUUGGCAGAGAUUUUUAGAGAACAACGAGCCAGAAACUGAGGGUAUAACUACUGAUGAAUAUUGUAAAAUUAUCAGUAUUUACUUGAAAUUAUCAGAAGAUACUGUUUUGCAUCACUUAUCAAUUCUUAAGGAGAUAAAAUUAGCUGGUCUGAAUGGAAUAUCAAGAAAAGCAUUCAAGAGCGUGUUUAGUUACUUGCCGAAAUCAUUGUUAGAUAAUUCUGAAUUUCAUAUACAAACAAUGCUUAACUUCAAUAUGAUUUAUGAAGUAGGCAUUGAAGAAGGAGUCUUUGUUGCACCUAUGUAUGUUGCAAGCUGGUGCUAUACUCCUGCCCAGGUUUAUAAACCUAAAGAAAAAAACAAAGAAGUGAAAACGGAAACGGAAAAAGAAUCUUAUAAUGAAAUUGAUCUUGAAGAGAAUUUUAUUGAUUUUGAAAAAUGGCCUUUAGAAUCAACUAAUGCACCAUUGGUUUCUUCAGAACUCAAAACAACAAGAAAAGAAAAGAAAGAAGAGGAACUUUGUAGUGAGAAUGGUGAAAUCCCAGUAGAAUCAACUUCCUCUCAUGAUGUUGUAAAUGAUUCUAGCACACAAAUGCAGAUGAAUGAAUCAAAUAGUCGAGUUUUUAAAAUGGUCAAGGUGGCUCCCUGGUUAAAGUUGGAUGGGGAUUUAAAUGGAGUUCUUCUUAAACGUUUUCAAGAGUGUGUACUGUUAUUUGUUCUUACAAAUCCAGGUGUUAAAGAAAGUGUUAUCUUUAAACAUUUUGAAUCACUUCUGCGGCCUCACUCUCUAUGCAUUAUACUUGACUUCUUGGUUUUAAAUGGCUGUUUGUCGAAACACUAUCAACAAAAAAGACGCGUUUCUUUGUUUAGUUCAACAUUCAGUGAUUUUGGUGACGGUGAAAUUUAUUACCUCCCAUUAACUUCUUGCUUUUUAAACAUGAUGGAUAUGAAUCGAUGAGAACACAGCUGAUUUUUGAAUUCCAAUUUAGCAAUAUCAAAAUGUAUUAUAAUGUUUAGUACAUUUUUAUCUUUUUAUUUCUGUAUAUUGCUAUGUAAGUGCACAGAUGCGUAUUUCUUUACAAGUAUUUGUAAAUUAGAGAGAAAGCAGAACUCAUACGGAAGAGCUCACACUAAGACUUGGAAAGUCAUAUAUGAAAAUAAGGAACCUAUCCAUCAGUUUUUUAAGAACUUUUUUCAAAGUUUUUAUUAAUCAAUUUUUGGAUAAUCGCGCAGAUCAAUCUUGGGUCGUUUUGAAGUAACCAAGGUUGAAUAAUUGUUAAACGAAUUAUUGAAUGUCUUUUUUAAAUUUUUAAGAGUUUUUAAUUUUUUUAUAAAAAAUGAAAAUGUGGUUUUAAUAUUAUUAUAAAAUAAAAAUAAGAAAUCAGGUCAACGUAUUUUUGAAAAUUCGUAACUUGGUGUUUUUAGCGUAAAGUGUGUAGUCUUAUGGUAGCAGAACCCCCCCCCCCCGGAUUUUUAUUACAGCGUAUAAAAUGAACUAUAUAUCAAUAUAAUAGUUGUUUGUAAUAUAAAUAUUUUAUACAUACAUUUUAUAAUACAAACAAAAUCUUAA
Messenger RNA from Hydra vulgaris (swiftwater hydra), 6923 nucleotides. Its product is annotated as general transcription factor 3C polypeptide 1. The record is from RefSeq and is a predicted model, not a curated record. Gene Ontology annotation, cellular component: transcription factor TFIIIC complex. Gene Ontology annotation, molecular function: DNA binding. Gene Ontology annotation, biological process: 5S class rRNA transcription by RNA polymerase III; transcription initiation at RNA polymerase III promoter. NCBI's taxonomy places the organism in Eukaryota, Metazoa, Cnidaria, Hydrozoa, Anthoathecata, Hydridae.